AAUGUGAACCGUCUUGGGAUAUAGACCUCUUUUAACCGCCUAUAAUAGAGGGCGUGGUUUCUUUAUUUUAUGAAAUUUACCUUUAUGAGGUACAAUCCUAAAAUUCAGCAAAUGUUAUUUGUCAUUUUAAGGCCAUUUGUUUAGUGAAUCAAAAUCUCCCCUUGGAGUGCGUCUGCUGGCUUUCGUUUUGAUCUUACCACUGAAACACAAUUACCAGCACAUUUUUGAUAGUUGGCGGAAUAGAAUUUCAGUCAUCUGAUCGUCGAAUAUAGCUAACAAGGCAUUACGAUAAGUGCCAUCAUAUAGUUAUUUUAAUAUGAUUAAAUUCAGUAUAAGUCAUCAUUAUUAUACAAGUAGUCACAAUAAAUUAUGAAAUUUGCAAUCCAUGGCCAUAGAUUGGGCUAGUUUUUUCUUUUUUAAUUCUGGCAGAUUUAUCGAUGUAUUUUAUAUUUCGAUUUAUUCAAAAGCAGUAGUCUAAUCUCAUUGAUUACUGGUGACAUGUUUACAUAUAUAUGUGUGUUUUGUUUACGUUAGCGUUCUUGUAUCACUAGUUGCUACAUUCCUCGUGUAUAGUGAUGUUAGCGUAUAAUUUUCGUCCUUCUCGCCCUAAGGCCGCACAUAGGAAAUCAAAGACUCGCUUAGUGAGAGGUGAUACAAUGUUUCCGGUUGAACGAGGUGUUGUGUCGCCGCAGAAAAGAGAUCUCAGGCAAUUAGAUGACUCCCGAAGCCGAUCUAAUUUACAUCGUGAAUCAAAUAUGUUCAAAACGACGAGUCAAAGAGAAGAUCCAACCGUCGGUGAACAAGAAAUCCGGCAAAACUUGACCACAAGAAUACUCGAUAAUGGUAAAGCAAGUAGACAAACGUGGCCAGCAGAAGACCAAAGACGUCAGUUUGCAGCAAGUUGUUUUGAUUACGUACAGAACUAUCAUCAUUACAUACUGGACGUAAAAAAGUUACAAAGAGGUGAACAGAUACCGUACCUAUCGCCAAGUCAGGCAACAGUAAAACAGACCACGAACACUCCAAAGUGUUUGACAGAAUUACCGAAAAGAAGCACUAAAUCGGCCUCAAAGUUAAGGCGAGUCUCGUGGGAACGAAAAGACAUCGAUGUCAAUUCACAAUUGGAAAGUACUUUGCAAGAUUUGAUUGUGACUGAAAUCGAAGAUGAACUUAACAAAAGCCAUGUUCUGAAUCUAAGUUGUUCAGAACUACGUGCACCAUUAGCGACACCAGUAGGCACUCCGCGUAGUUCUAUUGUCCAUUCAUCCUUUCCAGAUUUUCCACAUAGCUCUUAUAAAAAGGGAAUGACCACGGAGAUUCAAAAGCCAUAUAUGUCAGCGUUCCAAACUAGAAUCCCUCCACUUAAGUCUUGUGAGUCCAUAAAUGAUCGACGCAGCUAUCGAAGGUCAAAUGAAGACGGUGUCCCUGAUUAUCAACGUUUCAGGAUUCUCUGUGAUGCGUUUAGACCUUGCACUCCUCAAAGAACAAAAAAGAUGAAACAUAAGAAAACCUUACCGUCACAAGUAUUGGAUUUUUAUACACGCAUAGUCAAUGUUGAUUAUGCAAGUACUUAAAUAGAAUUAUGAGAUGCUGCAGGUUCCCUCUUGUACGCUUGUAAUCUUAAUGUAUAAAGUGUUUUGUCUUCAUUUGAAUUUUGUGUGGAUGGAAAAGGAGAAACUUUGGCCUGUCGUCUGUGAGGACAGCAGCAACUUCGUCUGGCAGCUGCAAAAACCUCUUGUCUGUAGUUUUUGUUUGUGAGACAGUAGAUAAAUGGAUUGGCACACGAACUGAAAAAGGCUAACAAAUUGAACGCCAAGUAGAAGUCUUGUGUUAGAAUCACGACUUGGAAUUUUUUCAGUACCCAAAACGUCUCGGUUGGAAACCAGGAAACAGUAAGACACAACGCAGCUAGCGCGCACAUGCGCACUACACUCUUUUUGACUGCUGUUCUCUCGGCUCUUGGUUGAAGUGGAUUUCUUGUCAUUCUUAUCCAGAUAUGGAUAAAAGACACCCAUGUCACGAAACUCGGAAUGUAGAAGGUGACUGCCACAUGAAAAACUAGGAAACCUUUUUCUGCCU
Exaiptasia diaphana is the source of this 2079-nucleotide messenger RNA. RefSeq lists its product as uncharacterized. The transcript has a single exon. NCBI's taxonomy places the organism in Eukaryota, Metazoa, Cnidaria, Anthozoa, Actiniaria, Aiptasiidae. The record is from RefSeq and is a predicted model, not a curated record. Bases 576 to 1574 code for a protein of 332 amino acids.